Helianthus annuus (common sunflower) is the source of this 4191-nucleotide messenger RNA. Its product is annotated as WD repeat-containing protein 6. Gene Ontology annotation, biological process: tRNA methylation. Gene Ontology annotation, molecular function: protein binding. The coding region runs from base 172 to 3924 and encodes 1250 amino acids. The record is from RefSeq and is a predicted model, not a curated record. Gene Ontology annotation, cellular component: cytoplasm. NCBI's taxonomy places the organism in Eukaryota, Viridiplantae, Streptophyta, Magnoliopsida, Asterales, Asteraceae. The transcript has 17 exons.
AACAUAUACUACCACAACGGCCCACAGUCCGCCCCAAAUUUUGCUUAACGUCCCUAGCGUUCAAACAAGUGAACAACCAUCUCACCGCCGGUCGCCGCCGUCGUCCGUCGUCAUCUCAGACGCCGCUGCCGCUGCCGCUGCUUUCAGCAACCUCUCACCGUUCAAAUAAAAAUGGAAACCGGACAGUACCUCGGUGAAAUCUCAGCUCUCUGUUUUCUCCACCUCUCUCCACCAUCUCCUUCACUUCCAUAUCUCCUUGCAGGAACUGGUUCGCAGCUUCUGUUCUAUGACCUAGCUACUUCCACUAUGAUUGCUUCAUAUCAAGUGUUUGAUGGAAUUAGGGUUCACGGAAUAUGUUGUAUGACGUCACUGGAUACUGAAAGUACUUUCAGAGUGGCUGUGUUUGGUGAACGCAGACUCAAAUUGUUUGUAUUCAACAUUCAGUUGUCGGAUCAUGAUGAUAAAACGCUUGUUAAUCUGGUUUCUGUUCAGUGUUUGCCUAAUUUAGGUCACUGGAUUUUGGAUGUCUGCUUCAUACAGGAUUCUGUAGAUGAAGGGAGGCAGUUUAUUUCUAUUGGAUGCACUGAUAACUCUGUUUAUUUUUGGGACAUGUUGACAUCUACAGUCAGCUAUCAGGUUAGCUCUCCAGACAGAUGUCUUCUAUAUACGAUGCGAAUGUGGGGUGACAAAAUUGAUUCUAUCCGUGUAGCGUCUGGUACGAUUUUUAACGAGAUUAUAGUUUGGAAAGUCGUUUGUGGGUGUUAUACUCCUUGUUUAGACAACAGUCCUUCAAAGGAAAGUGAUAACCAUGUUUGCAAUCGCAAGUACAAAGCUGUUCCGGUCUGUAGACUGGCUGGGCAUAAAGGUUCCAUAUUCCGUAUUACAUGGUCUUUAGAUGGAUCAAAACUAGUGUCGGUCUCUGAUGAUCGCAGUGCUCGUAUAUGGGAAGUUCUUGAUGCUAAAAAAGACUCCAACGAUUCUGCAGAGGUGACCGUCUCUUCUUCCAGUGGACCUGUGCUAUUUGGUCACAGUGCUAGGGUUUGGGAUUGCUGUAUGUCUGACUCUUUAAUCGUCACUGUGGGCGAGGAUUGUACAUGUCGUGUAUGGGGACUAGAUGGAACUCAACUUAGAAUAAUCAAGGAGCACAUAGGGAGGGGAGUAUGGCGAUGCGUGUACGACCCAAGUUCGUCUCUUCUUGUUACUGCUGGAUUUGAUUCUGCCAUAAAAGUUCAUCAGCUGCAUUCUUCUUUACCCAUGGGUUUAACAAGAUGCAACGGUGUGGAAGAUCAUGAAAGAAAGCAAAUAUUUACCAUACAAAUUCCAAACACAAAUCGUACUGGACGAAUGGACAGCAAAAGUGAAUACGUACGUUGCAUGCAUUUUGCAAGUGAAAAUGCACUUUAUGUUGCCACAAACAAUGGAGUCUUGUACCUCGCUAAUAUAUCCGAAACUGGUGACGUGGCAUGGACUCAGCUUUUCCGUGCAAGCGAGGAUAUCGCAAUAGUUUGUAUAAGUGUAUUCCCAGGUGUCGCUUCUAGUGCAGACAACUGGAUUGCUCUGGGAGACGGUAAGGGGAGAUUAACCGUUGUGAGAGUUGUAGGUCUCCCAACACCAGAAGUCAACGUUUCCUUAACUUGGUCUGUUGAAGCCGAACGACAACUUUUGGAAACAUUUUGGUGUGAGUCUCUGGGGCCCACUUUUAUCUUCACAGCUGAUCCUAGAGGAAAGCUGAAGCUAUGGCGUAUUGAGUCAUUUUCUGAGUGUUUAGUAGCAGAGUUCACAUCAUGUUUUCCUAUAAGGAUAUUAUGUUUGGAUGCAUCGUUUCAUGAGGAAGUGUUAGUGUGUGGAGAUCUUCGUGGUAAUCUUGUUUUAUUUCCUUUAUUACGAGACUUGUCGCUCAGUACACCUGCUUCUUCGGUUGCACAAAUUUCGCCUUUAAAUUACUUUAAAGGAGCUCAUGGCAUAUCAAGUGUGACCAGUGUAUCUAUUCAUGGUUCAAGUUCAAGUAACAUUGAAUUACGCUCGACCGGAGGUGAUGGGUGCAUAUGUUAUCUGGAAUAUGAUAAAUUUGAACAAAAAAUGGACUUCAUUGGAAUGAAACAAGUCAAAGAGCUGAGUUUAGUCAAAUCUCUCUUUCCGAAUGACAAUCCUGACUAUGCUAUUGGCUUUGCGUCAGCUGAUUUUAUAAUCUGGAAUUUGUCAACUGAGACUAAGGUAGCUGAAAUUUCAUGCGGUGGAUGGCGGCGUCCUCAUACUUUUCUUCUUGGCGAUAUACCCGAAAUGAAGAAUUGCUUUGCCUUUGUGAAGGAUGAAGUGAUUUAUAUGCACAAGCACUGGGUAGUUGCAAGUGACAAAAUAUAUCCCCAGAAUCUCAAUCUGCAGUUUCAUGGCAGAGAGAUGCACUCAUUAUGUUUCAUUGUCGAUCAUACAAAUAAUUUUCAACCAAGUUUCAUAGCAACAGGCUGUGAAGAUGGAACUGUGAGGUUAACAAGGUACUCUUCAGGUGUUGACAACUGGUCUGCUUCAAAAUUGCUUGGAGAGCAUGUUGGUGGUUCAGCUGUAAGAUCACUUUGCUACGUGCAGAAGGUGCAUGCUUUUACAGAUCAUACGAUGAGUACAGCUGGCGCAGUUAUUAAGCAAGGAACAGAUUUAGACGAUCAGGAAGAUCAGUUUCUGUUAAUUUCAGUUGGUGCAAAAAGGGUCGUAACGGCUUGGAAACGCAAGAGUACAUCAACACCUAAAAGUGAAAUGUUGUUCCAAUGGCUUUCCAGUGAUUUGCCAAACAGAAAAGGUGGUACAAAUUUGAACGGGUCAAAAAAGGUGGAAACGAAUGGAAACGUCAAUAAUGUUUCAAUUGAUAAACCCCUUCCAGAAAAUACGGAAGUUUGCUGCAACGAUGGUAAUGAAAAUGAUUGGCGGUACCUGGCGGUGACUGCAUUUCUUGUGAAGAUUUCGGGUUCAAGGACAUCUGUGUGUUUCAUUGUUGUUUCUUGCUCAGAUGCUACAGUUACAUUAAGGGCUCUAGUAUUACCACAUCGCCUUUGGUUUGACGUUGCACUAUUGGUUCCUUCAGCUUCACCGGUUCUAUCACUGCAACAUGUCAUUAUUCCUGAACUUCCAAGUUGUAAAGAUAAAAGUCAAACAAAAAGUGUGUUUACGGUUAUUAGCGGGUCAACAGAUGGAAGUAUCGCCCUUUGGGAUGUAACUGAAACAGUUCAAACUUUUAUGCAAAAAGUAUCAAACCUAAAGAAGGAAGAUUGCAGAAACUUUCAAAGAAGACCACGCACUGGAAGAGGAAGUCAAGGUGGACGACAAUGGCGGUCACUCGACAACUCAGACAAAAAACCAUCUACCACAUCACCAAAACCCUCAGAGAACAAGAACACUGAGGAUGAUAUGCAAGACCAAACAUCAUUAAACAUGAUACAGCCGUUGCAUGUUUUGAAAAACGUUCACCAAUCUGGGGUGAAUUGUAUUCACGUUUCAGAUGUUAAAGAUUCCGAAUCUUGUUUUUCUUGUAAUGUUGUAAGCGGUGGUGAUGAUCAAGCACUCCACUCUUUUUGUUUCAAUGUUACGGGUUCUGAUAGACGCACUUCAGAAAUGCACUUUCCUCAUCGAGUCGAAACUUCUGGAAACUACCAGAUUAUGUUUUCACAACCCGACAAAAUAGCCUCGGCUCAUAGCUCUGCGGUAAAAGGUGUAUGGACAGAUGGGCGUUGGGUUUUUUCUACUGGGCUUGAUCAACGUUUGCGUUGUUGGGGCGUGUCAACGGAUGGUAAAUUAAGUGAGUAUGGCCAUUUGAUUGUUAGUGUACCAGAACCAGAAGCACUUGAUGUUAGAAAAUACGGAAUAAACCGUUAUCAAAUAGCAGUUGCUGGAAGAGGGAUGCAGAUGAUGGAGUUUAUAGCUCCUGCGGAAGCUUAGUUUGUUUAGUUAAAAAUUAAGAGUAGUUCGAUUGGUAUUUUUUGAUAUUUGAAUUAACUGGUAAAACCUAUUUGGCUCAAGGAUCGAAUCCAGGUUUUCCUAGGUCUCCUAUCAUUGCCCACCAGUGCCUCACUCUGCACCAAGUGAGAGUUGAACCUGCAUCUCCUAAGAGAAAUGCAAGUCUUCCACCACUUGAUCUAGAGAUCAUUGGUCUAAAUGUUUAUUCUGUUGACUAAAUUAUGAAAUAAUUUCUUGAGAUUAGCAUUC